AUGUCAGCUACGGAAUGCAACCUCACCCUGCUGGCUACAGCUGAGAACAAGUUCAUUACAAUCAUUUACGUCAUGAGUCCCGAUACUGUGGUGAUAGCUCCCCUACACGACGUCUAUUGA
Fusarium pseudograminearum CS3096 is the source of this 120-nucleotide messenger RNA. RefSeq lists its product as uncharacterized. The transcript has 2 exons. The coding region runs from base 1 to 120 and encodes 39 amino acids. NCBI's taxonomy places the organism in Eukaryota, Fungi, Ascomycota, Sordariomycetes, Hypocreales, Nectriaceae. The record is from RefSeq and is a predicted model, not a curated record.